Messenger RNA from Colletotrichum karsti, 924 nucleotides. RefSeq names its product uroporphyrinogen-III synthase. Bases 1 to 924 code for a protein of 307 amino acids. The transcript has 2 exons. The record is from RefSeq and is a predicted model, not a curated record. Lineage: Eukaryota; Fungi; Ascomycota; Sordariomycetes; Glomerellales; Glomerellaceae. Gene Ontology annotation, molecular function: uroporphyrinogen-III synthase activity. Gene Ontology annotation, biological process: uroporphyrinogen III biosynthetic process.
AUGGCGCACUCGGCUACCUCAACCACUGUGCCGGUCUUACUGCUCAAGACCAAGUCGACGCCCGGCGAUUCCUAUGAAGAGCUAUUCUCCCAAAACCACAAUGGACCUAAUUUCGAGCCUACGUUCGUCCCGGUUCUGCAUCAUAGUUUCCAGGAGCCAGGAAUGACGGUGGCAAGAGACGUCCUGCACCGCCGCGCCAUAAGCACCGACGCGGACGCCUCAUACGGUGGCCUCAUCUUCACCUCGCAGAGGGCAGUGGAGGCCUUCGCCCAGUUGGUCGACGAAAAGAAAGGUGCUGAAGGGGGAUGGCCUCAUCUACAGAACGUGCCUGUCUACAGCGUAGGCCCGGCCACGACACGAGCCCUCAAGGCCGUGUCUCAGGAGCCUGCGCUGCAGAUUUUUGGGGAGCAUACCGGCAACGGCGAUGCCCUCGCCAAAUUCAUUCUGGAGCAUUAUGGCCAAUGGUACCAACAUAGGUCGGUCAAACCGCCUGUGUUGUUCCUCGUCGGCGAGCAGAGGAGAGACAUCAUCCCAAAGACUUUAAUGAACGCAGGCCUGGCUAGUGAUAGAAGGAUCCAAGUCGACGAGGUCGUUGUCUACGGAACGGGCGUCAUGGAGUCAUUUCCGCAAGAUUUCGACGAUAUCUUAAAAGCUACCCAGGAGCGGCCAACGCGGUGGGUGGUUGUCUUCUCCCCAACAGGCUGCGACGGAAUGCUGCGUGGGCUGGGCAUGUUGGACGAGGCGACAGGAAAGGUAAACAAGGACAACCAAGCAAAGCGAACGACCUUCAUUGCAACAAUUGGACCGACUACGCGCGACUACCUCAAGAGGACGUUCGACUUCGACCCUGACGUCUGUGCAGAGGAACCGAGUCCUGAAGGCGUCAAGCAAGGCAUUUUACAGUUUAUGGAGAUUCACAAUUGA